UAGAUGGAGAAAUACUUCGUCUGCGAUGCAAGAUCUUCGCCAAUUUUACUGCUGUGCUUCAAGAUCACGCACUAAGUUCUACAUUUCGUUCUUUGAACAACUUGGAUGAGCAGAUGUGUAAGGCUGAAUGCAUCAUGGAGCAUCAAUGCAAGUCGAUAAAUUUAAACAAAGAGCUGGGUAUUUGCCAGUUGAAUAACAAAUCAGCACAGGAUCCCAAAGAUUUUAUUGAAACACAGGAAAAGGAGGGUUGGACAUAUUAUUCAACCCGUUUUGAAGAGAAAAAUGUUGGUCAGUAUUGCCAAGCAAAUGAUUCUUGCAGCGCCGGACAUAAAUGCAUUGACACUUGCUACUGCCCAGGGUAUAAAUGCAUUGCCACAGCAAAGAAUAUCGCCUAUAAGAAGCCAUCUUCCCAUUCAUCUACCCAUAAAUAUGGCGGAAUAGAACUUGUUGCAAGCUUUGGAAAUGAUGGUGUCAGAACGGCAGACUGGCAGAGAUGUAGUUUCACCAGUUAUGAAGAGCAACCCUGGUGGCAAGUGGAUCUUAAAAAGGUAGCCGCUGUUACACAUGUUCGGAUAACGAAUUCUGUAGACUGGCCUACACUUGAUAUAAACCCAUUCAAUGUUAGUGUUGGGAAAGAUAGUUCAAACGGCGGAAGACACAAUGCGCUUUGUGUAAACGGUGGAAAAUUGGCUGGCGGCGAGAUAAAAACUUUUUAUUGUCCAAAGCUGAUGAUGGGUCGCUAUGUGAGUGUGUUUUUGAACAGGAAAGAAUUUCUUCAAGUAUGCGAGUUUGAGGUCUAUGAAGGUAUGUUUCAAAUAAUAUUUGUGGCUUGUUUGUUUUACAUAUUUGUUUCAAAUAUUCUAUGUUUAUCUUUUGGCUCUUGGUUAAGUAUAUGGACCAGGCAAUAUCACUUAAUUUGUUGUAAAAAUACAAAGCUCCAUCUAUUUGUCUUCACCUAAAUAGUACAUACAAAGUCUAAAUGAAGAAAGAAAUUUUCUCUUUGACAGGUUUUUGUAUAUGCAUAA
Molecule: messenger RNA, 1025 nt
Organism: Rhopilema esculentum
Lineage: Eukaryota; Metazoa; Cnidaria; Scyphozoa; Rhizostomeae; Rhizostomatidae
Source: RefSeq, a predicted model, not a curated record